Molecule: messenger RNA, 950 nt
Organism: Elgaria multicarinata webbii
Lineage: Eukaryota; Metazoa; Chordata; Lepidosauria; Squamata; Anguidae
Product: GTPase IMAP family member 5-like
Exons: 4
Coding region: 63-950 (295 amino acids)
Molecular function (GO): GTP binding
Source: RefSeq, a predicted model, not a curated record
GUUCACGUUCUUGGAAGUCAGCAAGAGAGAGCCGGCAGUGAAGAGGCAGGGGUGUACUUUGGAUGUCUACGCACCGAAGGAAAGAUCAAAUCAUGUUGAGCCGAUUGAAGAAGCAUUUCCAAUGUUUUUUUUGCGGAAUUGUUGAGCCAGCACCUGCUGGGACCCCUGAGCACCCUGAGAUUCGGAUUGUCCUCCUUAGGAGUCCGGGAGCUGGGGAAAGUGCAGCAGGAAACAUCAUUCUCGCCCAGGAGGCUUUCGGACUUGGCCCCGCAGCAAAACCUUGUCAGCUGGGAAUCAUGGAAAAGGAGGGGAGGCGGAUUGUCCUCAUUGACGUGCCCACGACUUUUGAGCUCCGUGCGGACGAGGCCCCGCUUUCCCCCGAGGUCACGCGCUGCCUGCGCCUCUGCAGACCAGGCCCGCAUGCUCUGGUGCUGGUGACCCAGUUGGACCACUUUGGCGAGGCCAUCCAGAGAGCAAUGGGAUGGAGCACGAAGGUCUUUGGCCAGGAAGCCAGCGAGGGCACCAUCAUCGUCUUCACUGGAACAGAAGGUUUAGGCGGCAGAACCUUGGAGGAGUAUCUGUUGCAUCCGGAAAACAAAGGCCUCUGGGAGACGAUCCAGGGGUUGAAGCUUCAAUACUGUGCAUUUAGUGGUAAAGAGUUGCGAGAAGAGGAGCUGCUCUCGAAAGUUGAGGAGAUGGUGCAGAAGAAUCAGGACAGGCCUCUCUGCAUCCUUGGAAGACAGGAUACAGAUGUGGAAGAAAAGCAAGAGGGCUCCCAUGCAGAUACACCAAAAGUGGAAGAGACACAAGGGGCCAUGGAAGUUCCAGAAAAGGAGAGCUCAAAGGCAGGAGGAGGAGGAGGAGGAGGAGGAGGAGGAGGCGGCGCCCGCCCUGAAGGCAUCCGCAGCAGCAGAAGCCACCAGACGCAAGGGCAGCAGGGGAGGCAGUAG